Messenger RNA from Nerophis lumbriciformis (worm pipefish), 9392 nucleotides. It is a transcript of the gene peak1, whose product is annotated as pseudopodium-enriched atypical kinase 1. The record is from RefSeq and is a predicted model, not a curated record. Lineage: Eukaryota; Metazoa; Chordata; Actinopteri; Syngnathiformes; Syngnathidae. Gene Ontology annotation, biological process: protein phosphorylation. Gene Ontology annotation, molecular function: ATP binding; protein kinase activity.
CUUAGCGAGCGCGCUCCCGCGCCGCCGGAGAAAAGAAUGCAGUUGUCCUUUCGCGCAGAAAGACAACACAAGAAACGCCGAAUCUGUGGACCAAACACACUCUUUACACUCUCAUUGUGCUGACGAGAUAAGGAUAUUUUCGCGAGAGGAGGAAAGACAGGCGUCGAAAAAAGGAGGAGAAGAAGAAAGACAGCGGUCGAGAGAGUGGGAGGUCCAGUGCACCUCCAUGCUGGAAAUUUGAGGUGUCGUUGUCAGACUACAGUUGGUUCCUGUAGUCAGCAUCUUCAUGGAGGUGUUUUCGGUCCACUGACUGAGAAGACCUACUCUCAGCAGCCAUGUCAGCCUGCAGCACAUUCACGGAGCAUGUGUGGAAACCAGGCGAGUGCAAGAACUGCUUCAAGCCAAAGAGUCUGCACUCCCUAGCACUGAGCGGCAGGGAGAAGCUCCGGUCCGAACAGAGACUUCCAACGACGCAGCAGCAGAUUCCGCCCCAUGCCAGGACCAAGACCAACUUUUACCUUGCCAGCGGGAGUGCCAGCUCCGGACAGUUCCGUCCACCGGUGGCAAAGAAACCAACUAUUGCCGUGAAGCCCACUAUGAUGCUUCCGUGCUCUUUGUCGGGGUUGGGUCCAACAAAUGUCUUAGAACUUGGCAAAACAUCUGCCCCAAUGGUCUGGAAUCAGAGUGGAGUAAACCGUAAGAGGACCUACAGUCCAAGCAAUAACAAUGAGCGAGACAGUUCCAAUGAGAUUGAGGGUUACGAGCAGCUUAGACCAAGGACCCCAAGUGGAAAUAACAAUAGUGGACUGACUGAUGUCUUAAAAGAGAUUGUGGGGUUAGCCCCUGGUCCUAGCCUAUCUCCCGUCUCAAAGGACUUGUUUUGGGGACGAAUCAGUAGCUCAUACCGCAAGUCGCUAGAAAGAGGCCUCCCAGCUCCAAGUUGUUUGGCUAUGGGAAGUUGCAUUAGUGGUGGUGGUACCAGUCAAAAAAGGGUGUCCCUUAGUGAUAGCACAGAGAUUAUUAGCUCAGAGGGUGGGCGCUUCUGCUACCCUGAAUUUUCGAGUGAGGAGGAAGAUGAUGAAGAUGACGAGGAAGAAGAUGAGUACGAAAGAGACAAUGAACACGAGAGCUGGGACGAAAGUGAUGAAGAGUUACUUGCUAUGGAGAUCCGCAUGAGAGGCCAGCCACGAUUUGCAAAUUUCCGAGCUGCCACAUUGUCCCCAGUGCCCUUUGCUGCAGGCAAAAAGUGGAACACUGUUCCACUACGCAAUCGUUCUUUACAACGGAUUUGUGCAGUGGAUUAUGAUGAUAGCUAUGAUGAAAUUUUGAAUGGGUACCCAUCCAUGGACUCUACUGGAGUCAUUCUGACUUAUGGGGUUCAUGACAGUCAAGGCAGUGGUUUCCUUACCAAUUCAGAGUCUACAGUUUCUCCAGGGUCCUCAUCAUCUUUACCCGAGGACUCUCAGACUGCAUCUAGCACUGAGAGCAGUAUCUCCGGUGUUCAUCGAAACGGAUUGCAAUCCCCUGCACCAUUAAAAUCCCAUGUUACUUGUACUUCUCCAGCAAAAAAAGAGCCACCUCACAAAGCACAGAGUCCUGUGAAGGUCACAGAGACUCAUAAGGCUGUUCUGGCUAUCAGAUUAGAUGACAAGGAUCAGUCAGUAUUGAUGCCUCAAGCCCUUCCAGGUCAACCAGUGACUAUUAGUUUCAGUCCCACAGAAGAACAAGCUAAACCGUACCGGGUGGUCAAUUUAGAAAAGUCACUUAUUUGUAAACCUUACACUGUUGUAGAUGUUUCAGCUUCCAUGACCAAGAAAGAUGAAUAUAUAAAGGACUCCGCCCUGAAGCACAAAAACAAAUCAGUGCCCUCCAGCCCAAUAUCUCCAAUGUCUCCAAUGUCACCCAGUAUUUUAACUUCUCCUGGGUUGCCAGCCUCUGUUGUCCACUCAAAUGGGUCCAGAAAAAAAAUAGGGAGCAUGUGUUACCAAGAAGUAUGGACAUCAAGCACGAGCCCUCGCCAAAAGAUCCCCAAAGUUGAUUUGGGAAAUGGGAGCACCACUGGUCAGCCUAUAGCUUCUCAAUACUUCAGCCACAAAUCAGCUCCGACAUCUCCAGUUGCUGGGCUAUCUUCUUCCCGAACGGUACCCGUAAAAUCUCCCAAUUUAUCUGAGAUUAAGUUCAACAGUUUCAAUAAUGCAGGCAUGCCUCCUUUUCCCAUUAUCAUACGAGAUGAGCCAGCAUAUGCUCGCAGCUCUAAAAAUGCUGUAAAGGUACCAAUAGUUAUCAAUCCAAGUGCUUAUGACAACUUAGCCGUGUACAAGAGCUUCCUGGGUGUCAGUGGGGAGCUGACACAGUCAAAGGGGGUUGGCAGUCGGGCUACCAGCCAUACCUACGAAGAAAUUGGAUCCUCCGAGAGUUUCCAGUCUACCUCGACGGAAAAAUCCCUUUUUGGCAAAAGCACAUUUGAGAGAGCAUCUUUGGAAGAUUCAAAAGGUUCACUCCCAGCAGGAAUUAAAGCACCCAAUCUACAACCCAGAACCACUACAGAUUCGCUUACUGUGACUCACACUGUGGUGAACCCUCCAGGUGGGGCUCUUUCACCCACUGUAUCGGCUGAAAACACACCUAAAAGUAGCUGUGCUGUGAUUACACACAGUUGCAGUAAAAAUAAUGAUAUAGGGCAAUCUUCUGGUGUAGUCGUAAACCAUCAAGUGGAGGCCAGUGCCGUUCUCUCACAGAUAGUGGCCUCCAUCCAGCCUCCCCAGUCUCCUCCAGACACACUUUCGGCUCAUGACAAAUCUUCCAGUUCUGAGGAGCUUUAUGCCCUUCCACCUGAUGCCAUGAAAGAGACCCCCACAAGACCCAAGUCUCUAUUCUCUACUAAUGACGCAAUAGUUGCCAAGCCUAUUAAAGACACGCUCUCAAAAGUGAUGUCUAAAUCUCAGAGCGCGUCUGCUGCCCUCCCACUUUGCACCAGCAGGUUACAGCAAAACCCUCCUUUCCCCCCACCCAGGUCCACAUCAUCCCCUUAUCAUGCUUCAAACAUCCUCCAAAGACAUUUCAGCAACUGGACAAAGAGCUCUGUCUCUAGUUCCCCUGUGCGUCCCGGUGAAGGUGAAACAAGUUUAAACGGGGAUGGGAAGCGUAAUACACCAGAGAGCUCGAAACCCAAACGGUGGAUCUCCUUUAAGAGCUUUUUCCGUCGACGAAAAGAUGAGGACGAGCACAGAGAGAAGUCAGAGAAAGAAAAAGAGAAAGGCAAGUUGGUCGGGCUCGACGGAACCGUCAUUCAUAUUCUUCCACCGCCCCCGAUUCAGCAGCAACACUGGUUCUCAGAGGCCAAAUCUGAGGAUCCCACACAGAAACCAACCAUCGUGUUUACCUAUAAAAAGGAAAGUGGUGGUAUGGCAGAUGGAGAAGGAGAACCACAAGUAGAAGAAUGCAAGGAGACUGCAUUGCUGUCACCCAACGAUGGCCAGGAGGACAGACCAGUGAGCCUUGGUCAAGCAGCAACAUCAGAGUUCACUGGAGACGCUGGCGUCAACUACAAAAGCCAGGUGUCUGGCAGCGCCAACAAUGCCAGGGAUGGGGAACGUCCCGUUCCCACCCCUGUCCCCGCCAGAGUCAAUCUGGGGUUGGUGUUCGGGGAGGGCGAAGAAAACAACCGCGACAACCAGGAUGCCUCGACCAGCGAACGCAGCACCAGCCUUGGGGAGCCGGAGGAUGACGAGAAUCAGUCACAUCGCUCGCACUCGCCCGCCUCCAGCCAGUGCAGCGCCACGUACAGUAACCUUGGUCAAUCAAGAGCCAACAUGAUUCCGCUGAAACAGCCUCGGAGCAUGAAAGCAUCAAACGACACCCUUGCUUCCAUCGACCUGGAAGCCUUCACAGACCGACCGCUCCCCAAGGCCACCCCUCCACCCCUGCCGAAAAAGGCGGUACCCCGCUCCAGCACAGAGCCCAACCUUGGCAGUAAGGAGCCCCUGCAGGGUGCCUUUAGGCCUCGGGUGGAGGCCAAACCUGGCGGCACCAACCUAAGCGUCGCCAAUCCUCUCUAUGACCUGGACACCACCUGGGAGACGGCCAGUCAGAGCUCCUCGCUUAGCUCUGAGCCACAGCGGCCUCACGACCAGGAGAGCGGUGACUCCCUGGAGCUUCCGUCGGCCUCCAACGCCCAGGCCCGCCCCACUAACAGCGUGUCCUCGUUGGUCACACCAGCUGCUGCCACCAGGGAGAAGAAAGUCUACCCAAGCACAGAGUCUCUUGCUGGACGUAGUCGCAAAACUAGUCAAAGCACUGCCCCAUCCAAGCACCAGAGGUCAGCGCUGUACCGGGGCUUGGACAGCUGGGAUGAGGUGGUGGGCAGGAUUCGUGGUCUUCACACGGACACCUUGAGGAAGCUGGCGACCAAGUGUGAGGAUCGUUUCAUGGCCGGCCAGAAAGACCACUUGAGGUUCGGGACUGAUAGCUGGUCCCACUUCAAGCUGACCACGGGGAGACCCUGUUGUGAGGCCGGAGACGCCGUCUACUACACCGCUUCGUUCGCAAAGGACCCGUUGGUCAACUACGCCGUCAAGAUCUGCCGGAGCAAAAUGAAAGAGACUCAGCAGCAGUUAUUCCACAGUCUAGCCGUAAGGCAGAGCCUGCCAUUGCACUUCAACAUCCAGCAGGACUGUGGACACUUCCUUGCCGAUGUCCCCACCCGCCUGCUGCCCUGGGAGGAGGAGAAGACUGAAGAAGUAGAAGGUGAGAAGGUGAAUGGAGAAGUUCAAACAGAGUCUCCAAACAAUGAAUCGGCUGAAAGUACAGCCGGCGUCGUUGUGAGUGGCACCGCGCGCUUAAAGAGCAGAGUGGUGGUCAUCACACGCGAGGUGCCUUUCCAGACGGUGGCCGACUUUGUCCACCAAGGCGCUUCACAGCACGCCCAAAACCCAGAGCUGUACGAGCGCCAGGUGUGCCUCCUGCUGCUCCAGCUGUGUUCGGGUCUGGAGCACAUGAAGCCUUAUCAUGUGACCCACUGUGACCUUCGCUUAGAGAACCUCCUGCUGGUUCACUGCCAGCCCAGCCACAACCCCCUGGAGCCCAACAACAACGGCAGCAACUCCACUAGCGCUGCGCACGUCACCUGCUGCGCCCGCCUCAUCAUAAGCAACUUUUCCCAAGCCAAGCAGAAAAGCCCCCUAAUUGCUGCCGACCCCAGAGUCCUGAGGGACCACUCGCGGCUGGCGCCCGAGAUGAUCACGGCCACCCAGUUUCGCAAGUGCGACGAAUUCCAGACGGGGAUUCUCAUCUACGAGAUGCUACACAGGCAGAACCCCUUUGAGGAGACGCCAGAGCUAAAGGAGCGAGAGUACACUUGGGCAGACCUGCCCCCCUUACCGGAGCGAUCGCUAUACUCGCGCGGCCUGCAGCAUCUGGCCCGCUUACUGCUCACUGUCAACCCCUCUGAAAGGAUCCGUAUGUCAGACGCCCGGGCCUGCCUGCAGUGCCUGCUUUGGGGGCCCCGGGAAGACUUGUUUCAAGCUCUGGGCUGUAGCAGCUCGGGGCCCGUGACGGCGGCCACCUCCAGCAAGCGCCAGGCCACCCUCCAGAACUGGCUGGACUUGAAGCGCACGCUGAUGAUGAUCAAGUUCGCCGAGCGCUCCAUGGACUCGGCGUGCGGCGUAAUCUUGGAGGACUGGCUUUGCUGCCAGUACUUGGCUUUUGCCUCCAUCGAUAGCCUGAAUCGGGUGGUGCACAUCCUCCAGCAGCCACAACCGCAUCAUCACGCCAAGAACCAGUCGGUUCCUUCCGGGCACAACCAGACGCACCUAUCGCACACCUUCCACAGAACUCAGUCACAACCACUCUGAGUUCUUCUGCCGUGUAGUUGCUGUGGCAACAAUUUCCUGCCUGAGCGCAGUCCCUGUGCACAUGCUAUUGUUGGUGUGAGCUACCAGCACCUUGUAACCCUUUUAGAUGUGUUUCUGGGUUAGCAGACGCUUUUAAGAAAGGUCACUUUUGAAACUUUGAACUAUCAGAGUUCUGAUAGGAUUAGGUGCCAAAGUAUUUGGACAGCAACUCAAAUGGACUUGAACUAAAACAAUACAAAUGUGAUUGUACUUUCAGUUAUGAUGGAAAAGGUGUGCCAAAAAUAUGUCCAAGACCUUUAAGGAAAGAAAUAUUGAUUGUUUAAUUGCACUCCUGUGCCUAACUGUAUGUGUACACCUGACCAGCAGGUGGAGCUAGUGUGGCCGUACAGUAAACCACCUAAGGAGAAUUUCAUUUUUGAACAGAGAUUUUAUUGUUACAUUAUUUUUGAAAAUAGUGUGAAUGGUUUAAACACCUGAUAGUCUAAGAAUAAUAUAUUUUUGACCCAAAUAUUUAAAUUUCCACAGGAAACCAAUGAAGGGAGAUUAUUUUUAAAUGAAGGGAAUUGGUAGUUGAAAAAUAUAAAUACUCCACAUUCAAACUAAUAGUUUAAUACUUUUGCUCCUCCUAUAUGUAUGAAGACAUCCUAUAUCUAAUGUACCGUAUUGACCUGAAUAUAAGAUAACCCCUCUUCUUAACUUCGCAUUUUUUAGGAAAAGACUAUAACUACAAAAUGUAUACAUAAUAUACAUACAUACUUACAUACAUAUACAUAUAUAAAUGUUUUCCAUAUCAGUUGAGACACUUUUACCCCAGUGUUUCUCUGUUUGCAUCUCCAAUCUGUGUUUGUGAGUGACAGGAAAAAAAGCUCAUACUCACUUGACUUGGCGCCAUUUGUAUUAAGUUCAAGCUCCUGAAUUUUUAUAUUUAGGUCAAUAAGGUAUUAUAUAUAUACAUGUUUUUUAAAAAUAACCUCUUAAGUUUUUAUUUGUUUUUAGCUUUGCAACCCCUGUCAAACAUGCAAAUGUGCCCCCUAAGGGCUGUCAGCAGCAUAGCAUUAAUGUCCCGGCUUUGUCAGUGCUUUUAGGAUUUGGAAUUUACUCUGAAAUAUUAAUAAAAUCGAAUAAAGAUAAGGUCUUGUUAGAACAAACAAGACUUUUCUGGCCCACAGACCGGGGAUUUUCCUGUUUUACACUUAAGCCAAAGAUGUUUUGGUUUUUUUCCCAAGUACUGUACAUCUUUUUUCAACGAUCACAAGUCCCAAGUAAAAUGUUCAACAAAAAGCAUCCUGCUAAGUCCAAUGCUAUUUGUUCUUGUUGUGGCACAUAAACUUGAACCGUGUUCAAGGAUUUACACUUGUGGUGACCCGUCUCUCAAGUGGUCACGGCUUAAUUGUUUGAUUCCCACUUAACCAAACAAACCAAACAUGUGAAGUGUGAACGCAGCUUACAAGGCGAAGAACAUCGGCAUUGUGGACGAGCAAAAGGAAGAUUUGCCUCACCUUGAAUGAAAACACUUUGCUUUCUUUUUUGGGGAGUGUGUUGCUAGAUGUCAGCGUUGAACGUUGACAUUGACCAUUGGCUUUAAACAUCAACGUUGAACGUUGUCUUUUGAAUGUCGACGUUCAGUCGACUUUGAACGUCAGCGUCAAACGUCAUCGUUGAACGUCAACUUUUAAACGUCGUCUUUCAAUGUCAGUUUUGAACGUCAACGCUGAACAUUGAUUUUGAAUGUCUGAAUUAAGUCUGCGUUGAACAUCUGCUUUCAAGGUUGAUGUUGAACAAUGAUGUUGAAUGUUGUCUUUGAACGUUAACGCUGAACAUUGACUUUGAACAGGUGCGUUAAAAGUUUUGCGUUAAAAGUCAACAUUGAACGUUGAGUGGGACGUUGGCAUGAAUGUCGGUGUUGAACAUCGCCUUUGAACUUCGUCUUUGAACUUUAUCUUUGAACUUUAUCUUAGAACGUCGUCUUUGAGCGUUAAUUUUGAAUGUCAGCGCUGAACAUUGACUUUGAACGUCUCCGUUAAAAGUCUGGGUUAAAAGUCUGCGUUUAACGUUGUCUUUGAAGGUCUGCGUUGAAUGUCAGUUUUUAAAUGUCAGCGUUGUACAUCAACUUUGAACGUCUGCGUUAAGAGUCUGCGUUGAACGUCAACUUUGUACGCCAACGCUAAACGUCGACUUUUGCCGUAAUCUUUAAGCGUCAUCUUAAAACUUUGUCUUUGAAUGUCGGUUUUGAACGUCAGCGUUGAACAUUGACUUUGAACAUUUGCGUUAAAAAGUUUGCAUUAUAAAUCUGCAUUGAACACCUGCGUUGAACGUUGAUGUUGAAUGUCGUCUUAGAAUGUCGUCUUUGAAAGUCAGCGUUGAAUUUCAACUUUGAACAUCAACGCUGAAUAUUGACUUUGAACGUCCGUGUUGAAAGUCUGGGUUAAAAAGUCCGCAUUAAAAAAAAGUUUGUGUUGAACGUUGUCUUUGAAGGUGAGCGUUGAAUGUCACUUUUAAAUGUCAGCGUUGGACAUCAACUUUGAACGUCUGCGUUAAGAGUCUGCGUUGAACGUUGGCAUUGAACGCCGACGUUUAACGUCGACUUUCAGCGUAGUCUCUAAACGUCAUCUUGGUAGCUUUUUCUUUGAUCGUCAGCGCUGAACAUUGACUUUGACCGGCUGCGUUAUAAGUCUGCAUUGAACACCUGCGUGAACGUUGAUGUUGAAUGUUGUCUUAGAACGUUGUCUUUGAAAGUCGGCGUUGAACAUCGACUUUGAAAGUCAACGCUGAAUAUUGACUUUGAACGUCCGUGUUAAAAGUUUGCAUUAAAAGUAUGUUUUGAACGUUGUCUUCAAACAUUGUUUUAGAAGGUCAGCGGUGGAACGUCGACUUUGAACAUUCGACUUUGAAUUUCGCUAAACAUUGACUUUAGACGUCUGCAUUAACGGUCUGUGUUGAACGUCUGCGUUGAACGCUGAUGCUGAAUGUUGACUUAGCAUGUCUUUAAAGGUCAGCGUUGCAAGUCGGCCUUGAACGUCUACGUAAAACGUCUGCGUUAAACGUUGAUUUUGAACAUCUUUGCUGUUUGUCCACUCAGCGCUGAGGCGUGAUUGUGAUGGAGGUUAUUGAAGCAGAGUUGUGUUUUAUGACUUGAUUGGAUUCUUUGAAAUUGGAAACGUUCUCGGACGGACCUGUACCACUUUAGUCUCGCUGGUAAAACCACUUGCUGAGACGUGCUUCCAUUCCUCCUCCUUGCAUCUUCUGAGCUCGCAUUGAUCUUCACAUACUUCCUGUCGGCAAUGAAUACUCAUUCAACCCAUUGUCAAAUACUAUUAGAUUUAAUUUGGCAAUCUGGAUCAGGAAAGGGAAUUUAUUAUUUUGGCUGCACUUGAUCAGACUGUAGCUGUAGAGUAUCCAGAUCAGGAAAGGGAAUCUGUUAUUUUUAUAUAUAUAUAUAUAUAUAUAUAUAUAUAUAUAUAUAUAUAUAUAUAUAUAUGUCUUAAUAAGGUUAUCCAAAAAAUAGUGCUCGAUACCGUAGUAGAGCGCAAUAUAUGUAUG